Molecule: messenger RNA, 1986 nt
Organism: Thermothielavioides terrestris NRRL 8126
Lineage: Eukaryota; Fungi; Ascomycota; Sordariomycetes; Sordariales; Chaetomiaceae
Exons: 2
Coding region: 303-1895 (530 amino acids)
Molecular function (GO): monooxygenase activity; heme binding; iron ion binding
Source: RefSeq, a predicted model, not a curated record
UAAGACGGGCCCGAUGUCCGUUGGCGCCAGCAGAAGCUGUGUUGUCUGCAUACUGCGGUAAGAUGGGCCCGAUGGCUGUUGGCGCCAGCAGUCUUUUGGCGCCAGCAGAAACUGUGUUGUCUGCAUAAAACGGGCACGGCUUUCCGCUUCCCUUCCAGCAGACUGUCAUACCCUUCUCCUCGAACUGGGGUGUUGAAGGACAGGGGACAAUCGAGAAAAAAAAUACCCAGUACCCCGCGCAAUAAAGAAAACAACUCCGUUCGGCCUUCCGCGCAUCACUGCACUGCCAACAUACUCGGGCAAUGGCGUCAACGGCGCUUUACGUGGCCGUUGCCGUUGUCCUUGUGGGCGUUUAUUUUCUUGCAAGACCAGGCGCGUUGGGGAAACCCAGGCCCGUAUCGUUGCCGCUUCCCCCCGGACCACCCACCUUGCCCAUUCUCGGAAACGUCCACCAAGCGCCAAAGUCACAUGCAUGGCUUCAAUACCAUGCCUGGAGCAAGACGUACGGGCCGAUCAUCCAUCUCAAUAUGGCUGGCCAGCACGUGAUCAUCCUGGCUAGCUCCAAGGCUGCCCAUGACCUGCUGGCCAAGCAGGGCGCCACUUUUUCGGACCGGCCUCGUUUUGUUGUAGCACACGAACUGGCCUUGCAGGGCAUGCACAUGCUCUUGCGGCCCUACAAUGAGCGCUUCAAGCUCCACCAAAAACUGGAGGCUCCCGUCCUGGGCGAGAGGGCGGCGAAAGCCUAUCUCCCGAUCCAGGAUCUCGAGUCGAAGCAGCUCGUUGUCGAUCUGCUCAAGGCCGGCGACGGGCCCAUCGACUGCCAUGACCACAUGGAGCGCAUGACCGCGAGCAUCAUCUACUCGCUGUUCUACGGUCAUCGCGUCCUCACGGCAAAAGAAGCCAUCCUCCUGCAAGCCCACGCAGUCAACCACGAGUUUGACCAGCUGGCGCAAGUUGGGAAAUACCUGGUCGACUCGUUCCCCGUGCUGAACAAUCUGCCGGCAUUCCUGGCACCGUGGAAAGCCGAGGCCGCUUCGCACUGGCAGCGGCAGCGGGCCCUGCACGUCGGGAAUCUCGAGCGCGGCCUCGCCAGCGAGGGCUGGAUCGUGGCCAAGCAGAUGCAAAAGGCGGUGGACACGCAGGGCAUCAACAUGCCGACGGACGAGUUGGCCCUCGACAUUGGCAUCAUGGCGGAUGCCGCGCUCGAUGCCAGCAGCGAAACCAUGGCCUGGUUCGUGCUGGCCUGCAUCACCGAGGGCCACCGCGGCUGGAUGGCCAGGGCGCAGGCGAACCUGGACGGGGUCGUGGGACGCGCCCGUCUGCCGGCCUUUGAGGACCGGCCCGCGCUUCCGUACAUUGGCGCCAUCGUAGAGGAGCUGCUGCGAUGGAGACCGGCCGGCGCCGCCGGCGUGCCGCACUUCACCAAGGUCGAGAGCAGCUACGAAAGCUUCCGCAUCCCCGCCAACUCGGUGGUCAUUGCGAACCAUUGGUCCAUCACCCGCGAGGAAGCCGUCUUUGGACCCGACGUGGAAGACUUUGUGCCGGAGCGGUGGCUCGAUACCAAGUCCGGCCAGGCCCGGGAACUGCCGACCGCUGGGUUCGGAUAUGGGCGUCGCAUCUGCCCCGGGCGCCAUGUCGCGCGCAACAGCUUGUGGAUUGCCAUUGCUCGCGUACUGUGGGCGUUUAACGUCGAGCCUGAGCUGUCCGAGACGGGCGAGGCCGUUGCCGUGGACACGAAGGGCACCGACGGACUUGUCACCAAGCCGCUGCCAUUCAAAGCCCGAUUUUCGCCACGGGGUGACUGGGUUAGAGAUGUCCUGACGAUGGAAGGUGACACUUGGGCAGUUGAUCAUCACGAGGUGCUUGACAAACUUGCAGUCGGUGUCUUUAUAUAAGACAGACCGUGACGUAUGAGGAAGGGGGGCGCAGCAAUGCAGGGGCCGAUUUCGUCGUGGCCAUGGAAGGAUCCCGGGAGCAGGGGUGGGG